This is a messenger RNA of Ixodes scapularis (black-legged tick), 2368 nucleotides long. RefSeq names its product midnolin. Bases 443 to 1351 code for a protein of 302 amino acids. The record is from RefSeq and is a predicted model, not a curated record. Gene Ontology annotation, molecular function: protein binding. Gene Ontology annotation, cellular component: nucleus. The transcript has 5 exons. Lineage: Eukaryota; Metazoa; Arthropoda; Arachnida; Ixodida; Ixodidae.
GAUUUGCCACUCCUCCUCACCCACCUCUACCCCCCUGGCAGUAGACGACUCCACCACGUUGGCGGGACUCGCCGCCCGGUCGAAAACUUUCCGGCAGAAAGAGAGGUGCUUGAGCCGGCUUUUUGGCUACGGCUAUUUCUCUUCGCUUCCAGCUAUUUCGCACGUCCUGGCUAUGGAUUAGCGACAGUUCGGACAAGAGCGCUUAGCUUUCGUUUCGCUUAGCCGGCUACAUUGUUGUCUAAUAUGACGUCACGCUCGAGUGGGCCGAAACGCCGGAAAAAAAGGACACUCGUGAUUUGAGAGAGAGGACGGGAGAGAAGGACGGAUCACAGGGACGGAUGGCGAGCAGCAGCAGCGCCACGACAGGAGUGAGCGGUCGGUCCGCGGUGCCGCGGUCAUCAGCGGCAGCAGCGAUUCGGCGAGCGUCGGCGGUGGAGGCGUCAUGUCAGCGGAGGGCGGCCGCAUCACGGUCAGCGUGCACACCACCACGGGCGGACGCAUGCAACUCGAGCUGCAACCCCAGUGCAGCGUCGCGUCCCUCAAACGCACGCUUUCCGCUCGACUGCGGCUCGCCAAGGACCGGAUAGUCCUGCUGCACCGCAACAGGCAGCUGAAAGACGGCACGCUCGACUCGAACAACGUGCGUGACGGCGAGAGGCUCACGCUGCUGCCAAGCGUGGAAACCGGUAUCCAGACGGUGAGGCCCGAACAAAGCGUCAUGCAAGCGCUCGAGUCGCUCAGCGACGCGCAGGUGGACAACUUCCUGUGCGGACGGGCGCCGCUGCACCUGACGAUGCGACUCGGGGACCACGUGAUGUUCGUGCAACUCCAGCUGUGUCCCCCCGCGGACACGCCCCCGGCCACGCCCACGACCCCCGGAUGCCCCGCCCCUCCCCAGCCUCCUCCACCGGCGGCCCCCACGGAAUCCCUGCCCGGGGCCGGAGGGGCGGUGAUAGACCAUCUGCGCCACUUGGGUCAGGGCGUCUACUCGGGUAGCUUCUCGGGAACGCUGGGCCCCGAGCUCCAGGACGGUGACGGUCGCCCCCGUCGCCACGUCGCGACCAUCCUCCACAUCCUUCGCGACCUUCUCGGCGCGAGCCAAGGCUGGAAAGGGGCGGGCCCGAGCCCGGCCCCCCGACAGGCCACACCCCCCGCGACGCCUCCCACAUCCCCGCCCCCCGAAGAACCACCCCUACGGCGCCAAGAAGAACACCGGCUUCUGCGGGGCAAGCUCGACCAGAUCAGGGCGACGCUCCGAGAACGCCGGAGGGCACGGCGGCGGCCCCAGCCGUACCCGACACCUACAGGAUCAUCGGCGUCUUCUGCCUCGGACGGACCAGUCCCUGUUUGAGGCCUCAAAUGGACCCGUCACCAUUUAAGGCCUUGAACGAACCCAUCAGCUUUCGAGGCCUCUAUUAGAACCGUCACCACUUCAGGCUUCAAGUGAACCCGUCACCUUUUGAGGCUUCGAACGGAUUAUCCCGUCGACAUUUGAGGCCUCCAAUGAACUCUCCUUCAGGCUGCAGACAGACCCGUGGCCUUGAAUGGGAGGACCCGUCACCUUUCGAGGCUUUAAAUGGAUGAACCCAUCACUGCACGAGGCUUAGAACAAACCCGUCGCCACUUGAGGUCUCCAAUGGACCCGUCGCCUUUUGGGGCCUCGAACGGACCUGUCGCCGUUUGAAGCCUCCAACGAACUCGCCCAUGUUUGAGGCCGCGAGUUUUCUCGCGCUUCACACCAAAGUUGUGGGCAGGGGUCACACGAACAAAGGGAGCACUCCUCCGGGGAAGGGGCACACCUUCACCACUCGCUUUGGGGUGCCGACGACGGCGGUGUUGCCGUUGUGGUGCGCUCGUUUUGUCUCAGUAUUAGGAUCUUGUCUUAUUUUUCCUUCACAACUUUUUCUUUUUAAAAUUGCUUUUAUUUAAUUCUUUUUUUUUUUAUAUAUAUGUAAUUAUUCACGAAUCCAGUCAGUGGUUUGCUUGAGCUGUGUGCAAGAGUUUCAAGAGUCUAGAAACGGCACAGCCCUUGUAGAGAGUAUUAACGCGUGUGUUCCUUUUUCUGCGCGUAGUUUUUUGCAGUUUUGACAGUUUGGAGUAUUACGAGCAAGCAAAUUGAUUAUUUUAGCCGGUUUUUGUUUAUUGUCCCCGUUGUUUUUGCCUACCUCAGUAUUUUUUUUUCCUCUAGCCGUCAAAUCUGCUACUGCACGAUGGCGAAUGACAACGAUUAUUGGGAUGGGACACAAAUGUACAGCUUGCAUUGGCCGUGGCCGACCAGUAUUUCCUGGGCGUGCUUCCUCAAUAAAGUGCACGUCACGUUUCAGGACUUGCUAGCAAAUAAAAGGAAGUAUACCUGGUCAUGGCAAUA